Molecule: messenger RNA, 1071 nt
Organism: Coregonus clupeaformis (lake whitefish)
Lineage: Eukaryota; Metazoa; Chordata; Actinopteri; Salmoniformes; Salmonidae
Product: gastrula zinc finger protein XlCGF17.1-like
Exons: 2
Coding region: 173-1027 (284 amino acids)
Biological process (GO): regulation of transcription by RNA polymerase II
Cellular component (GO): nucleus
Molecular function (GO): DNA-binding transcription factor activity, RNA polymerase II-specific; RNA polymerase II transcription regulatory region sequence-specific DNA binding
Source: RefSeq, a predicted model, not a curated record
GGAGGAUGUCACAGUAAAAAAACAAGUAGAGGGUGAGGCUGUUACCGUGAAAGAAGAAGAGAAAGACGUUACAUUGACCGAAGAUGAAGAAGCUUUUAGAGUGAAAGAGGAGGAGGAUGUCACAGUGAAAGAAGAGGAAGACGCGUUCAGAGUGAAAGAGGAGGAGGGGGAGAUGACUGUCGCAGUGAAAGAAGAGGAAGACAUUUUUGGAAUAAAGGAAGAGGGGGAGAUUACUGUCACAUUGGAAGAAGAAGAAGAGACUGGAGAUCUGAUUAACAACAGAGAGAGACCAGACUCUCCCUCUGAGAGCGGGAAGAGUCCUUCAGGGGAACCAGACCCAGAGACGUCCAAUCCAGCGAUGCGACACCACUGCUCCCAGUGUAGUAUGGGUUUUAAGUGGUUAUGGAAGCUAAAAGAGCAUGAAAGGAAACACACAGGAGAAAAGCCCUUCCAAUGCUCCCAGUGUGGAAAGAGAUUCUCACGAUCACAUGACCUAAAAUCACAUGAGAGGACACACACAGGGGAAAAACCACACAAUUGCUCCCAGUGUGGAAAGCUUUUUUCCCGUUUAGAUAACCUGAACAAACAUAAGAGGAUACACUCUGGAGAGAAGCCUUACUCCUGUUCCCAUUGUGGAAAGAAUUUUAGGUCGUCAGAUAAACGGAAGGCGCAUGAGAGGACGCACACAGGCGAGAAACCUUACCAUUGCUCCCUGUGUGGAAAGGAUUAUACCAAGUUAGGGAACCUGAAAGAUCAUGAGAAGAAACACACAGGAGAAAAGCCUUACCACUGCUCCAAGUGUGGAAAGAGAUUUUCAACAUCAUCAGACCUAAUAAGGCAUGCGCGGACACAUACAGGGGAGAAAUCUUACCGUUGCUCACAGUGUGGAAUUAGUUUUUUACGAUCACAUGACCUAAAAUCACAUGAGAGGACACACACAGGGGAAAAACCACACAGUUGCUCCCAGUGUGGAAAGUGUUUUUUGCAUUUAGGGAACCUGAACAAACAUAAGAAAAUACACUUUUGAAAAAUUAACAGAAAAAUAUGAAAAUGAAAUAUUUACACAACAAA